Molecule: messenger RNA, 1179 nt
Organism: Pichia membranifaciens NRRL Y-2026
Lineage: Eukaryota; Fungi; Ascomycota; Pichiomycetes; Pichiales; Pichiaceae
Exons: 1
Coding region: 1-1179 (392 amino acids)
Source: RefSeq, a predicted model, not a curated record
AUGACGUUGAAGAGAUCGAUCUCGAAACGGGUCAAGUACACAUUUGCGAAAACGAAACGGCUAGUGAGCCCCUCCGUCGGACCAAGUAGGUCUCCCUCUGGCACCUUCAACGACACAGACUCAUUCUCAUCCUGCGGCUCCAACCUCAGCUGGGACCCGUCCGGAACACCUGCGGGUGACGCCGUUACCAAUAAUGCCAACACCCACGGUGGCGCCAGCAUCAGCUCUAGCACCAACACCGAGUCGUUCCAGGGCCUGGGAAUCUUCAAAGACGUCUCCGCAGCUGCCUCAGCUUCUUCCGGCUCUCAGAAUCACACUCAAGCAAACUCCAUAUCCUCGAUACAGAAGUCGGUCUCGCACAUCAUCUCUGCCACGAAAUCGAACCUCAACACCAGCAACUCGGGUAACGGCACUAGCGGUGCCAACGACUACGCCUCCCCAGGUAAUGACACAAACCACCAUCCAACUCUCUUGUACACGGGAAGAAGAAAGUCUAACAGCAUCCGUCGAAACAAGUCCAUCCAACAGAUACACCCUCUGGACUACAUAGAUACCAAUAUCAACCAGACUACACUCAACUCGAAUCCAAUCUCUUUCUCUGCUCCUAAGGACUACUUCCACGAAGCUGCCAACUACAACGAACCAAGCCAAGCUUCGUACCACAAAAACGACGAGGAAGAAGUCAUUUUACUCCCCGUGGACCCUGUGGACAAGUCCAAGCCUCCUUGCACCACCGAACAACUCACCCCGAUAUUACCUUUAAGUUUAGAUUCAUCCUACAUCAAUGGGAACGGCAACAGCUAUUUUGAUAUCAACCCAAACGACAAGCCGCCACUGAUCGUUUCAAACUUGAGCUCUUCUACAUCAACUACCUUGAACUCCUCCUUCCUCGAACCCACCACAAGAGGAACCCCGACAAGUUCCACCACUUCUCCUAUCAGAAUCACUCUGUCUGCCUCGAACUUCAAGCCAGAAGAGGUACCACUGGAACUUUUCCAGCCUGACGUAAACCCUAUUUUUGCAAAGUCGUACCAGAUUGAUCACUUGGAUAAGGAACUUGACCUCAAGAAAAAGGACCGCUUGGCAGACCAAAUGGCUCUGAAUAUUCUACAACACAUUUCGGAGGAAAAUGUUGAUGAGUUGUCCAAGCUCAAGGAGGAAAUCUCCAUGAAAUUCUAG